AUGAGUAAGACACACCCACCGGAGUUAAAGAAGUAUAUGGAUAAGGAAAUGGAUCUGAAACUCAAUGGAAAUCGUCGUGUAUCAGGAGUACUCAGAGGAUUUGACCCGUUUAUGAACAUGGUUAUUGAGGAUGCCAUUGAGUACCCGAAAAACGGUGAUCCAGUUUCACUCGGAAUGGUUGUGAUUCGUGGAAACUCUGUUGUCAUAAUGGAGCCGAAGGAAAGGAUUUCAUAA
Molecule: messenger RNA, 234 nt
Organism: Necator americanus (New World hookworm)
Lineage: Eukaryota; Metazoa; Nematoda; Chromadorea; Rhabditida; Ancylostomatidae
Exons: 2
Coding region: 1-234 (77 amino acids)
Biological process (GO): mRNA splicing, via spliceosome; spliceosomal snRNP assembly
Cellular component (GO): U4 snRNP; P granule; SMN-Sm protein complex
Molecular function (GO): RNA binding
Source: RefSeq, a predicted model, not a curated record